UGUGCCCUUUCCAAACCAACACACGUGUGUAUAAUAGGCUGGUCUUUCGUUGUGUGAGGUGCGACAGUGAAGUAGGCUUGAAACGGUCGGAAUCAAGCUAUAAUCAUGCUGAAAUCAAUUUCACGCGCAGUUAGUAUCGCUACACGACUUUCAAACAAGACCGCAACAGCGUCUGCCACACGUACGGUAGAACCGCUCGUAAGGUCUAUAUUAUGUGUGCCGAACUCGGCACCUAUCCGGCCUUUCACCCGCUCUAUUUGGAUGAUGUGCAAUAAUGGAGCUACGUCGGGGAGCAGAACAAGACUUUUCACAUCCAAAGGGUUUCUUCCAUCAGCAUCCUGUGGAUGUGGAGGGCUUCAUACAGAAGGUGACAAAGCCUUUGGAGAGUUUCUAAACGAUGAAAUCAAAGAGGAGAAGAAAAUUCAGAAAAACAAGGCACUCCCCAAAAUGUCUGGAGGAUGGGAGCUUGAAUUAAAUGGCACAGAGGCUAAACUUGUUAAAUCCCUUUCAGGAGAAAAAGUGACCAUAACUUUCAAUGUCAACAACAGCAUCCCUCCCAAUAUGGAGGAGGAUCCAGAGCAGGGACAGAAACCUGCAGACAAUGAGCCGGAAAUUGUAUCAACACCCAACUUUGUUGUGGAGGUGACAAAACAGUCAGCAAGUCAAGCCUUGGUGUUUGACUGCCACUUCCCUGAGGAUGAGGUUAGCCAUGGUGAAGGUGAGGAGGAGAGUGAUAUUUUUGCCAUUCGUGAAGUUAGUUUUCAGCCAACGGGGGAAACUGACUGGAAGGAAACCAGCUACACCCUCAACACAGACUCUUUGGACUGGGCCCUGUAUGACCAUCUGAUGGACUUCCUUGCUGACCGUGGAGUUGACAACACCUUUGCUGAUGAGCUGACGGAACUCAGCACUGCGCUGGAGCAUCAGGAGUACAUCAAGUUCCUGGAGGAUCUCAACGGAUUUGUAAAGUGCAACUGAUGUGAAAGGCCCUUUUUAGGGUUUCUGUACGUUUCCCAAUGUAAAGCUACCACCCCUUAAUUAUUGUUGAAAAGAGGAAUGAAGUCGUAGUGUUAUUUUUUAUUACACUGAAGUUAUUAAAUUUGUGCCCUUGUUCUUGGAA
Messenger RNA from Alosa sapidissima (American shad), 1120 nucleotides. RefSeq names its product complement component 1, q subcomponent binding protein (gene c1qbp). NCBI's taxonomy places the organism in Eukaryota, Metazoa, Chordata, Actinopteri, Clupeiformes, Clupeidae. The transcript has 6 exons. The record is from RefSeq and is a predicted model, not a curated record. Bases 106 to 978 code for a protein of 290 amino acids. Gene Ontology annotation, biological process: cytosolic ribosome assembly. Gene Ontology annotation, cellular component: mitochondrial matrix.